AUGUCGGCGAUCGGGGUAGGAGCCGCCUGCUCCCGCCUGCGUCGCGGCGGGCGGCCGCUGAGAGGGGCCGUGCAGAAGCUGGGGGCCCUCGGCCUGCACACGGCAGCCCGGUGCGCUGCCAAGGAGUACUACGAGGUCCUGGUGCUGGGGGGAGGCACCGGGGGAAUCAGCAUGAGCGCUCGCAUGAAGAGGAAAGUGGGCGCAGCAAACGUGGCUGUUGUGGAGCCGAGCCAGACUCAUUACUAUCAGCCACUCUGGACCCUGGUUGGUGCUGGUGCAAAGCGACUGGCAGCUUCUGCGCGCCCAACUGAGCGAGUAGUGCCCCAAGGAGUCGAGUGGAUCAAGUGUCGAGUUACGAGGCUGGAUCCAGAUAAGAACUGUGUUUGGCUGGAGAAUAAUAAAAAGAUAUCUUACAAGUAUCUGAUAAUUGCCCUUGGGAUCAGUCUGCAUUAUGAAAAGAUCAAAGGCUUGCCUGAGGGUUUUCAUCACCCUAAGAUAGGUUCCAAUUAUUCAGCUCACACAGUAGAGAAAACGUGGAGAGCUUUGCAAGAUUUCAAGGAAGGAAACGCCAUCUUCACUUUUCCAAACACUCCAGUGAAAUGUGCAGGGGCUCCUCAGAAAAUCAUGUAUUUAUCAGAGGCCUACUGGAGGAAAACAGGAAAACGAUCCAAAGCGAACAUAAUGUUCAAUACUUCGCUUGGCGUCAUUUUUGGUGUUAAGAAGUAUGCUGAUGCAUUGCUGGAAAUAAUAAAGGAGAGGAAUAUUACUGUUAACUAUAGACGCAACCUCGUUGAAGUUCGAGCAGACAAGCAGGAAGCUGUGUUUGAAAACUUGGACAAACCAGGAGUCACUGAAGUUCAUCAGUAUGAAAUACUGCAUGUCACCCCCCCAAUGGGACCACCUGAUGUGCUCAUUAACAGCCCUGUCUCCGAUGAAACUGGCUGGGUAGAUGUAGAUACGGAAACUCUGCAACAUAAAAAGUAUCCCAAUGUAUUUGGUAUUGGAGACUGCACCAACCUUCCAACAUCAAAAACAGCAGCAGCUAUAGCUGCCCAGUCUGGAGUGCUUGAUAAAACUAUCUCCAUGGUAAUGAAGAACCAGUUACCAACUAAAAAGUACGAUGGCUAUACUUCCUGCCCGCUGGUCACUGGCUACAACAAGGUGAUUCUGGCAGAGUUUGACUAUGCUGCUCAGCCCCUGGAGACGUUUCCCGUUGACCAGAGCAAAGAGAGGGUAACCAUGUACCACAUGAAAGCCGAUGUGAUGCCCCUGCUCUACUGGAAUGCCUUACUCAAGGGCUACUGGGGAGGACCAGCUCCUUUCAGGAAACUGAUGCACCUGGGCUUGAAGUAAGGGAUGGUGCUGGAUGCUAGGCACCACUUUUGAA
Tinamus guttatus (white-throated tinamou) is the source of this 1387-nucleotide messenger RNA. It is a transcript of the gene SQOR, whose product is annotated as sulfide quinone oxidoreductase. The record is from RefSeq and is a predicted model, not a curated record. Gene Ontology annotation, cellular component: mitochondrion. Lineage: Eukaryota; Metazoa; Chordata; Aves; Tinamiformes; Tinamidae. Gene Ontology annotation, molecular function: FAD binding; sulfide:quinone oxidoreductase activity.